Molecule: messenger RNA, 645 nt
Organism: Microthlaspi erraticum
Lineage: Eukaryota; Viridiplantae; Streptophyta; Magnoliopsida; Brassicales; Brassicaceae
Source: the annotation of a GenBank genome assembly
AUGGCUAACAUGUUCCAAUCAAAUUCCAGAGAAACCACCAGACUCCUAUCUGCGAUAUCCAAAGAAGCAAACCCAGGUAAGUAUCUAGAUUCCCAAAGGCGUAUGAGACGUAACUUGCUUUCUUUUGGUGCAGGUCAACUAGUUUUGAGGACAAAACUUAUUCAAGAGGGAGGGGAUGAUAUGAUCAUGCCCAGCACUAGAGACAUGGAACUUGAAGCGGAGCUUGAACCUGAUGGAGCUAAACAUGUGGACCUGGAACCUGAUGGAAUUAAAGACAUGAAGCUUGAGGUUGAGGAGAAACUUGAUGUCAUGGACAAACUUGUUGCCAACCAAGAGCUUGCAGCUGAGAAGCUUGUUUCCAAGGAUAUUGUAGCUGCGCCAAUGGAACUGGUUACUCAUUCUGGAGUUAAUAUUGAGCCAAGAUGGAGAAUACAUGAUCCUAAACCUCCCUGGUUUUUGAUCCAAGCUCAAGAAAUCAGCAAAUGGGCAUGUGAUUCAUUUGCACUCUUUUUCCCUUACCUUUGGUUUUGUCCCAAUGGGUUUUCCAAAGGAAGGUUUUACCAAACUCCUAGACCUCUGCAAGUGCACAGAUCGCGGAAGUAUGGGUAUCGAACACAAGGACUGGCUAUUGAGUACACUUUGUAA